CACUCACUAGCUAGAAGAAGAAGUGGGUUUAAGUUGUUGCAUAUGCGUGCAACAAUAUAACCAAAGUGUUAUACGGAGUAGUAGUUAAUUUUGUGUGUUUCCCAUUUCCAUCCUCUGUUUGCAUAUCUGGUUCAUGUAAGGGGAUAUUCAGUAACUGCAGGAAUGGAAGGUAAAAAAAAAAUCUGGUUUGUAGUUGGGCCUGGCCCAGUUGAGCAUUGCUCGUGGCACACCUUCCUGUUCUCGGGGAGGAGCACGGAGACGGAGGAGGCGCCGGCGACGGUGGGGGGCUACGAGCUGCGGGAGCGGCUGGGCGGGCGGCCUCCGACGACGGUUGUGUGGCGCGCGGUGCGGCGGUCAACGGGAGCCCCGGCGGCGGUGAAGCAGGUGCGGCUGGCCGGGCUCCCCGGCCGCCUCCGCGACAGCCUCGACUGCGAGGUCCGCUUCCUCGCCGCCGUCAGCCACCCCAACAUAAUCCGUCUCCUUGACGUCAUUCAAACCCAGAGCUGCCUCUACCUCGUCAUGGAACUGUGCGAGGGAGGCGACCUGGCCAGCUUCAUCGAGCGCAGCGGCAGGGUCGACGAGCGCGUGGCCAGGAAUUUCAUGAAACAAAUCGGAGCUGGUUUACAAGUGCUUCGCAGACACCAUAUCAUCCACCGAGACUUGAAACCUGAGAAUAUCCUGCUCUCUUGUCCUAACAGUGACGCCAUCCUCAAGAUAUCUGAUUUUGGCCUGUCCAGGGUUCUUCAUCCUGGGGAGUAUGCAGACACAGCCUGUGGUACUCGUUUGUACAUGGCCCCAGAAGUCAUGCUAUUUCAGAAGUACAAUGACAAGGUAGAUUUGUGGAGUAUUGGCGCGAUCCUCUUUGAGCUCUUGAAUGGCUACCCUCCAUUCUGCGGCAGAAGCAAUGUGCAACUCCUUCAAUGCAUAAAUAGAACAACUUCUCUUCCAUUCUCGGAACUCGUCAUGCGCAGCUUGCAUCCUGAUUCUAUCGACAUAUGCACCAGGCUACUAUGCACAAAUCCAGUGAAGCGGCUGUCCUUGCAAGAAUUCAUCAACCACGGCUUCCUCAGACCAUAAAUGCGACAGUGCAACUGAAGAGGGUAUUGGUGCUCAGCAGUAUCAUGUGAAGCUGAUCCGUUGACCUUUUUAUUUUUAACCAAAGGAUCAGUUGACCUGUUUGUUGUACUUGAAUGGCUUCAAAUACCGGCAAUAUAAUUUGAUGAAGGGAACUAUCCAAGUACAUUUUGAUGCUGUUUUAGCUGUAGCGGAUACAGGUUCUGAAGCUUAGGACUGGCUGAUCAGUUUAUGGUACUUAGCUUGCUGUAUAGAAAAAGGUGAAUAUUGCCCGAAAAUGCCGAGUAACGCUUUGGCGUUGUGGUCUUUUCUUUUUCUCUUAUGAGAGGCGAUAGUUAAUUUUGUGUGUUUCCCAUUUGCA
Molecule: messenger RNA, 1435 nt
Organism: Brachypodium distachyon (stiff brome)
Lineage: Eukaryota; Viridiplantae; Streptophyta; Magnoliopsida; Poales; Poaceae
Product: serine/threonine-protein kinase ATG1t
Exons: 10
Coding region: 163-1077 (304 amino acids)
Biological process (GO): peptidyl-serine phosphorylation; protein autophosphorylation; autophagy
Cellular component (GO): cytoplasm; autophagosome
Molecular function (GO): protein serine/threonine kinase activity; ATP binding
Source: RefSeq, a predicted model, not a curated record